GCGCCACGACUCCCAAUCGACAGUCGUAGGCGGUCUAAGUGUGUGUCCUGCUGAUGUCAACUGCCACGAUGGCCGAGGAUGCUGAGCCAAACGACAAUUUCAGGAUGAAUGCCGACGACAAGAGUCUAGACGAGGUGAAUAGUCACGUUCCAGUGCCAAAUGAGAAUGACGUUGGUAUCGUUGGAUUUGAAGCCAGAGAAGUUAUAUCGAGGCUUGAGGAUGCUGUGGAAAGGGCUGCUGAUGGUGGUGGUAUGACCUGGGGCAGUCAUCUCGGAUUUUUGACGCAAUCAAAGAGUCCUGAGACUGUUCUGCAGCUCAUUCAGGACCUAGUGAUUCACGAAGAUGCACCCCAGAGUUUGGAAGGCGACCCCCAGGAUCCUCCACCAGCUCAACUCACGAAUUUGCCGCCCCUGACGGAAGCAGCAAAGCUGUCUCUCGUCACACAUUCGGUUUCAGCGUAUGCCGUUGCCCUUCCCAGAGCCCAUGCACAAAGACUAGCUGCACGAUUAGCCGCAGACACCACGAGGUGGUUGAGCCACAUAUUUAGGUUCGUCGACUGCGCAUCGUCCUUCCACGAGGAUCAUCUUGAGGGACUUGUUAGAGUUACGAGAUUGGCAUUGCACAGAAAAUAUCCGAGGUACAUGGAGGAUGGGUUUACAGCUUUAUCUGCUGCUCCACCUCUUAUAUACAGCUCUGUUGCUGCACCGCUGGGAGUUGUGCAACAUUUAUGCAGACAGCUAUCUCUGCCUCUCCAUUGCGUCCGGCCCAUCCCUCAAACUACGAUGUUCGGGUCUCGUCAAGUGAUGGACGUGGCAGCCCUAGAAAGAAGGCUUGCCGAAGACAGUCAAUCAAACAACGUGACCCCCCUCCUGGUCCUGGGUGAAGUUGGUUCAGCGAUAACAGGGCACUGCGAUAACGUAAGUCGUCUCCGUGAAAUAUGUGACAAAUUCAAUGUAUGGUUGCAUCUCCGAGGACAUUCCCUCGCAGCUCUGGCUUUCAACACUUCUCCCAAAGAUCUCCCCUCAAAACUCGCUGACAGUAUAACACUUCCCUUGGGAGUAUGGCUGGGCAUUCCCUCCCUCCCAGUGGUCACUCUCUACAGACUUACCGACACCAAAGGUGGAAAGCCCACCUCUCGAGACACCACCCUAUCGCUAGUAUCCGGUCUGAUGGUGGAAUCCCUCUCUAGAAGGCUCCCAACUCUGCCUCUCUGGGCAGCCCUUCAAGUUCUGGGGCGCGAGGGCAUUCAAAACCGCUUCAAGAAGUGCUUCCAGGUCAUCGAAGAUCUCUACAAUCGAAUUAAAAAGUUGGAAAACAUCAAAUUCCUGAGUCAAAUACCUGGUGGCACUGAGGGAAGCCAGGAGAAUGGUAGAUGGACAAUUAACGACUUGACGACUAAUCCUGUGAACAGCCCGCAGUUGUUCGAGGUAAUCUCGAGCGCUCUGGUAUUCCAAUACGUUCCCACGACGCCACCCACCCCUCCAGAGAAUAGUGAAUACCACUCAUUGCCAGAGAGAAUUCCUCCCUAUUACGACAAAUUAAAUUCGUGGCUCGGUCAGAUUCUCCAACGAGACAUCGAGAACGUGCCAAUAGAACUGUGUGAGAUCGAGCAGUAUGGGGUGGCUAUAAGGAUAUGCUGCCUCGAGAACAUUGGCCCUGCGCCAAGUUCAGAGGACAUGAAUAAUGUUAUUGCAUGUCUCGAGCAGCAGAUAGAGAUACUGAAUGCCACUGUUGAGCAUAAGGAGACUUUUGUGAGACUUGUCACACAGAAUGACUCACUUCACCUUGUUGAGAUGCCAGGGUGGGCUGGUUUGGGUGGAGUUCGUUAUGCCCCUCCCACGUGGAUUCAGAUAAUGACUGAACAGACUAAAGAGGAGUUGAACAGAUUGAAUAUGCAACUUGUGGAGGCAUUGAGGAGCACUGAUGCUGCUUUUUCAUUGGGUGAAGGCGCUGAUGGUCUAGCCUGUGUCAGAUUCGGAAUGGUCACUCAGGACACUGAUGUCGCUGAGCUACUUUCCCUUGUCCUUCAAGUCGGUCAGGAAGUCGAGGCUAGUUCAAAGCUGCUCGACACUAUGUCAGAGGUAGUUAAAAGGGGGAUUGAAGCUGCACAAACUGAUCUUGAACGGGAGAACGCUGAGAAACUCUGGCAGGAGGGAAUUCUGAGGCACGUGCCAGUCGUUGGGACCUUUGUCAACUGGUGGAGUCCACCUUCUAAAGAAGCUGGGGUUCGUGGUAGGAGUUUAAAUCUUCAAGCUGGAGUCGUUGAAUCUACCGAGAAUAUCUACAAGUACCACAUGCAACUACAACCAAAUUCAACGAGCAAUAAUUCGGGCGCUAGAACACCGCCACAGCCACUUAUUCAGACACCGGUGGGGGCGGGCAGCCAAAGCCACAGCAGGUCCUCGAGCCACUCGAGUCUGCAGAGUGGUAAGGGAGUACCACUUGUUAAUAAUUCAAAUUUACCACAGACUGUUGUCAAAGAGGAAGUGCCCGAGGUAUCCUCGUAGUUGGGUUGUAACUAAUUUGGAAGGGCUCGCAAGUUUUUUUAUCUUAGAGGACGGCUCGAGGUCUUUUACCAGAUUAAUUUCGACGAAAUUACGUGGAGUAAGAAAAGGUCUCGUCCUUCAUAAAGGGAGGAAUAACCAGCGAUUGGAGAUUAGCAUCCAAUCAUGUCAGAUUGAUUUUUAAUUAAUGACCUUUUCAUUUUCCUUGAACAGUGAAAAGAAGUCUAUAAUUGCAUUCCUCCAAUUUGUAACAAUUAUGGUGUUAGAAACGCCAGUGUAUUUAUUUUUUACUAAUCCUGUUAUCAUUGAAUUAUUAUGUCCAAUGGAAGGAAUUUACGUAAUCAAUUAUUGAAGUUAUGGUAUGGAAAUUCACAUUGUUAGCCUCGUAAUUGACUUUGAGGAAAAUAUUUCGUCAAUUUUUUAUGGCAAAAGAUCUUCUAACGUUAGAGCCUCUUCGCCUCCUGAAUUUAACUUUGUAAAUUUUACGCGUCUACAGUUUCGUCAGGGAAAAUUCCGCAUAGAAAGCUUAUUAAUUAUAACAAGGCUUAACGUACUUAGAACCAUAUAGCUCGAUUCCAAUUCCAUUCUUCUAAUUUUUCCGCUAUCUGAUGUUAUUUAAAUCGGGUUCAAGCAUUAUUCCAGGCGCAUAAUUAUGUUCAACGAAUGAAUCAAAAACGAGAGUUUUAUUUGAUUUAAUAGAUAGAUUUGGGUAAGAAAAUGGUGUAGUCCUCUCAAGUUGUCAGAAUUUGAAUAUUUUCUUUGUGUUAUAUUAUCACUUUUUCUUUCAUAAUUUAAUGACUUUUCAAUGUGCAAUCUAUUCCCUAUGCAUAGGCACAAAAAUAACUAGACAUUAAUUCUCAAGCACAAUAAUUAAACAGUUCAAAUCCACAACUAUUGAGGAAAAUCGUGUGAUAUAAACAGGAAUAAUUGAAUUCAUCACCAAAGAUCUGGCCACACGUUAAAUCAAUGAAUUUAGAUGAUUCCGUUUAUUUGCCCAUUUAUUUUUUUGGGCAAUGGUUCGAAGCAGUAGAAUUAAGGCAAUUGAUUCAUAAUUGAGGAUAAUUAUUUGUUUUCUAGUGAAUUAACGAGAAUUUAAACAAUUAUAAAGAGUUAAAUUAAGUUCAUAUGUAUAUUUAUGUACCAAAACCUUGUAAUAAAGUAUUGCUACAGAAGGAACAAUAAUAAUUAAAUAAUCAAAUAACA
Messenger RNA from Diachasmimorpha longicaudata, 3707 nucleotides. Its product is annotated as pyridoxal-dependent decarboxylase domain-containing protein 1. The transcript has 4 exons. Bases 54 to 2507 code for a protein of 817 amino acids. The record is from RefSeq and is a predicted model, not a curated record. Gene Ontology annotation, cellular component: intracellular membrane-bounded organelle. NCBI's taxonomy places the organism in Eukaryota, Metazoa, Arthropoda, Insecta, Hymenoptera, Braconidae.